Elephantulus edwardii (Cape elephant shrew) is the source of this 1214-nucleotide messenger RNA. RefSeq names its product cytosolic iron-sulfur assembly component 1 (gene CIAO1). The record is from RefSeq and is a predicted model, not a curated record. Bases 1 to 1020 code for a protein of 339 amino acids. NCBI's taxonomy places the organism in Eukaryota, Metazoa, Chordata, Mammalia, Macroscelidea, Macroscelididae. The transcript is spliced from 7 exons. Gene Ontology annotation, biological process: iron-sulfur cluster assembly. Gene Ontology annotation, cellular component: cytosolic [4Fe-4S] assembly targeting complex. Gene Ontology annotation, molecular function: protein binding.
AUGAAAGAUUCUUUGGUGCUGCUGGGCCGUGUUUCGGCACACCCAGACUCUCGUUGCUGGUACCUGGCCUGGAACCCGGCGGGAACCCUGCUGGCCUCAUGCGGGGGCGACCGCAGAGUCCGCAUCUGGGGCACCGAGGGUGACAGCUGGAUCUGCAAGUCUGUCCUUUCUGCUGGUCACCAGCGUACUGUGAGGAAAGUAGCCUGGUCUCCCUGUGGGAAUUACUUGGCCUCUGCCAGUUUUGAUGCUACUACUUGCAUUUGGAAAAAGAACCAGGAUGACUUUGAGUGUGUCACUACUCUUGAAGGCCAUGAAAAUGAGGUCAAGUCAGUGGCCUGGGCACCGUCUGGCAAUCUCCUGGCAACCUGCAGCCGAGAUAAAAGUGUCUGGGUCUGGGAGGUUGAUGAAGAGGAUGAGUAUGAAUGUGUCACUGUUCUCAACUCCCAUACACAAGAUGUCAAACAUGUCAUUUGGCACCCAAGCCAGGAGCUUUUGGCCUCUGCCAGCUAUGAUGACACAGUGAAGCUGUACCGAGAAGAGGAAGAUGACUGGGUAUGCUGUGCCACCCUUGAGGGCCAUGAGUCCACCGUGUGGAGCUUAGCCUUUGACCCCAGUGGUCAGCGCCUGGCGUCCUGCAGUGAUGACCGGACUGUGCGCAUCUGGUGCCAGUAUCUACCAGGCAAUGAGCAAGGGGUGGCAUGCAGCGGCUCCGACCCCAGCUGGAAAUGUAUCUGCACGCUGUCGGGCAUCCACUCCAGGACCAUUUAUGAUGUUGCUUGGUGUCAGCUGACAGGGGCGCUGGUGACAGCUUGUGGGGAUGAUGCCAUCCGAGUGUUUGAGGAGGACCCUGGCUGUGACCCGCACCAGCCCACCUUCUCUCUGACAGCCCACCUACCUCAAGCCCAUUCCCAAGAUGUCAACUGUGUGGCCUGGAACCCCAAAGAGCCAGGGCUUCUGGCCUCCUGCAGCGAUGAUGGGGAGGUAGCCUUCUGGAAGUACCAGCAACCAGAAGGCCUCUGAACUGGCUCUGCUUUAAUCAGAGUCUGGAUCUCCAGAAAAUGCUGCUUUCCCAGCCCCUGGGAGGAGCUGGAGCAUUAUCUUUGCCCUUGACUUCUUAGCCCUCUUCCAUUCAGAUUUUGGGAGAAGUGGGGAGUUACACAGCCAUUUGCUCUCUCACUGCUUUGAUAGGAAUCCCUAAGAAAAGAGCUAUAGAA